Durio zibethinus is the source of this 1760-nucleotide messenger RNA. RefSeq names its product cocosin 1-like. NCBI's taxonomy places the organism in Eukaryota, Viridiplantae, Streptophyta, Magnoliopsida, Malvales, Malvaceae. Gene Ontology annotation, molecular function: nutrient reservoir activity. The record is from RefSeq and is a predicted model, not a curated record.
AAAACGCUUCUAUUAAUUUCCAUCUUCCAAGCUACGCACAGGUUUUAUACCUAACAGCUUAAAAUUAUGCAAAAUGUUCCUGUUUUCUCAAUGCAUUAAUUACUUUGGAUAUGGUUAGCGUGUUCUUCUCGAAUCCAAGUUUCAAACUCUUCCAUCAAUCAAAUCCUUGAAAAUUCAACGGAUUUUUUAAGUUAAAGCUGUUAGGACGUCGGCAAAGUUCAUUUUGUUAACAAUCACUGUACGAAGUUCUUUCACGCGUUGAAGAAAGCUGCUGACAUUUUGCAACUAACUUCUCUAUAUAUACAAGUUGAACUCCGCCAGAGAUUUCUAACCAGAUUGAAAAGGGCAUGCAUACAUUUCUAUCUGUUCUUUGUAUUUGCUAUACAUAAAAGUAUUCUGAAUUUGCAGAAUUAAGGAAGUGGAAGUUAAGAAAUGAAUAUGGACUUAUCUCCCAAGUUUCCCCGAACGUUCGCUGAGACAGAAAGCGGUGGAUACUACAAUUGGGCAGUUGCCGACUCUCCAGCGCUCGGUGAGGCCAAAGUUGCAGCUGGUAAGCUUGUUUUGAGGCCUCGGGGCUUCGCUUUUCCCCAUUAUGCGGAUUGCUCCAAAGUCGGUUAUGUUCUUGAGGGUAACUGUGCAGUUGGAUUGACAUUACCAGCCAACACAAUAGAUAAGACAGCUUUCAUAGGUCUUAAGAAAGGAGACAUUAUACCAGUUCCCUCUGCAUCAGUCUCGUGGUGGUAUAAUUAUGGAAAUUCUGAUGUGGUUAUAGUAUUCUUGGGUGAUGCUACUGAGGCCUAUGUUUCUGGUGAAAUUACCUACUUCUUAUUAACAGGACCUCAGGGUCACUUGGCAGCUUUCUCUCCUGAAUUUAUUGCUAGAACUUACCAUGUCAAUGUAGAAAAAGCACAAAAACUUGCCGAUAGCCAAAAGGGUGUUUUGAUCAUCAAGCUUGGUCAAGAAGAAGCAGAAGGCAUCCCGAAGCCUUACGACGUAGUAAACAUUUGGACCCAGAACAUCGAUGGUGCAUCUCCUGAUGUUCAAGUCAAGAAUGGUGGCAAAUCUACUACCCUGACAGGAAAUAAAUUUCCUUUUCUUGAACAAGUCGGGCUUAAUGUCACUCACUUAGUACUUGAAACCAGUGCCACUAGGGCACCAGCAUAUGCAUCUGAUGCACAAGUUUACUACGUUGCAAAAGGAAGUGGUAAAGUACAGAUUGUAGGUCUGCAAGGCAAGCUUGUAUUGAACACCAAAGUUGAGAAUGGCCAAAUAUUCGUCGUGCCAAAACUUUUCAUGGUUACCAUAUCAGCCGAUGCAGAAGGAAUUGAGUUGGUCUCAAUUGUAACAUCUACACGACCUGUCACCGGAGAAUUAGCUGGUAAAAAUUCCGUUUUGAAUACAAUUCCCUCAAUUCUGCAAGCCAGCCUUAAUGUAACCCCGGAACUCAAUCAACAUUUCAGGCGGAUGAUGGAAACUGGCACAACAAUCGUCCCUCCAAUGAACUUGUACCAGGCUUAAUUAUGUAUAUUAGUUAAAGGACGAUGCAGCGGUACUAUUUCGGUAGCAGUAAUGAUCUUGGCUUUCAAGAAGGCUGCACCAGGCAGUCAGUGUUUCAAUAAAAUAAUAAUAAUAAUAAUGAAGUGUUUACUCGAGUAAUGUGAAUUGUAUCAACGUUUGUAAUAUUAUGUGGAGCGCUACUGCUGUCCUUCGAUUUGUAAUGUAGUAGUAACUUUUCUUUAAUCAGUCUCUACAUAUCUCCA